Molecule: messenger RNA, 2852 nt
Organism: Apis cerana (Asiatic honeybee)
Lineage: Eukaryota; Metazoa; Arthropoda; Insecta; Hymenoptera; Apidae
Gene: Nse1
Product: SMC5-SMC6 complex component Non-SMC element 1
Biological process (GO): double-strand break repair via homologous recombination
Cellular component (GO): Smc5-Smc6 complex; nucleus
Molecular function (GO): ubiquitin-protein transferase activity
Source: RefSeq, a predicted model, not a curated record
AUCUUUCAUUCAUUGCUUUUCUCUCAUAAUAUUCUCAUAAGACUCUCUAAUACUCUAUACUAUCGCGUUUUAACUAGUCAUAGUCCUAUACUCAUUACAUUCAUCAAAGAUAAUAGUAGAAAUGCAGUAUAAUGCAACAAUAAAUAAAACAUGGUUUAUAGCAAUAACCACAAAAUAAUUUUACAAAUACUUAUGAAUGAAGGUUUUUUAAAUGAAAAUAAAGCAAAAGAAUUCGUUAUCAAAUUAUUUAAUAAUGAUAAAGUAUCAAUAAUAAUAAAUCAAAUAAAUGAGCAAUUACAACCUUUAAAUAUGUUAAUUAAAAAAGCAUGGUGUGAAAUUACAGGCCAGAUAUAUUGGAUUUUAAUAAGCACUGUAUUUGAUGAAAUAACCAGAUUUCAAUCUGAAUUUUCAAAAGAUCAAUUAGCUUUAUUAAGAACUAUAUUUUCUGAAAUUAUAACAUCAAAUAAUGGAUGUAUACAAAGUACAAUAUGUUUAAAUUUAUGUUCUUUGCCAGAUGUAAAAAUAUCAAAAGCAAAAGCCGAAGAAUUUCUUGAUGAUAUAGUUAAUAGAAAAUGGUUGGCUUAUAAGGAUGGUUAUUAUUAUAUGGGUGUAAGAAGUAUAACAGAAUUAAUGCCAUAUUUUAAAGCUACUUAUGAAAAUAAUUUAAAUAUUUGUAAUCUUUGCAAACAGAUUAUUUUUCAUGGUAAAAAAUGUAAUAAUUGUGAAACUUUUUUUCACUUAUAUUGUUUAAAGAAAUUUAUUAUGAUUUAUAAUUCCAUAAAGUGUUCUAAUUGCAACACAAUGAUUUCAGAUAUUGAUUUAUCUGGUAUAUCAGAUGACUGUGAUCUAGCAGAAGAAAGUAUGGAUAAAAUAAAAUUAUCUCAAGAAAAUAAAAAAUUCUCAAGAAAAAAUUAAAUAUAAUUAAACUGUAAAAUAUUUUUUAUAAAUAUAUUUUAUUAUCGUAAAUAAUUCUAUUAUAAUAUUUUAAUCAUCUAUCAUCUCUUUUAUGCCAGAAGCACAAAUGUAAAUUUUCUAUUUGAUGUUUUUUUAUAGUUAACUUCAAUUUAUAAUGAUAAAAUAGUUUAUAAAAUUGCAUUUUGAAAUAAAUAUUACACCUCAAAAAUGUUACUCUUAAUAAUUAUUUUCAUAUUUAAAAUAUGAAUCCUUAUAAGUCAAAUUGCAUUCUUUGGUAUAAAGAGAAUGAUAUAUGAUAAUGUCUAUAUGUAUAUUGUUACAAACAUAUAUUAUAUUUAAACAUAUUAUUAUAUAAAUUUUAUAGAUAUCUCAAGUGUUUUGACUUUUUUCAAAUUUUUCUCUCAAAUAUUUAAGACCAGCUGCUAUACUUGCUUCAUCUAUAUUUCUAUUUGGUAUCAUCUGAUUCUGUAAUAUAUUAUUGGAUUCUUGUUGUCUAAGCUGAAUUUGUUGGGUAAAAUUAUUUUGAUUUAUUGUUUUAUUAUCCUCAAUAUUAGAAUCAUUUAUAAUUAAAUUAGGAGGAAGUGGUAUAUUAUAAGUAUCUAUAUUUACUUUAUUAUUAGUUUUUAUAUUACUCUGAAUAUUCAUUUCAUAUGGUUGAAAUUUCUCAUUAUUAUUAAUUCUUAAUGCUACAUUAAUAUUUUCAGAGUUUAAAUAACCAGCACUUUUGAAAUUUUCAUAUACUGGUCCAAAUUCAUUAACCCUAAUUUUUCUACAUUUGUGAAUCCAUUCUUCCUGAGACAUUUCAUACCAAUGAGUUCUUUUUCCUAAAAAUUCUCCUAAAAUUUUUAUUUUAUUUUCUUUUUCUAUUUCUUUAUUUAUUUCUAUAUUUUGAUUUUCAUUACUUUCUUUUUCUUUAAUUUCAAUCAAAUUUUUUUCUGCAAUAUGUAUAUUAUCUGAUGUAUUUUGAUUAUAUUCACUAUUUUUUUUUCUGAAUUCUUCUUCUACUGUAUCUAUUGGUAAUCCUGCUCUAAUACGCUGUCUAAUUUUAGCUGCUUUUAAUCUAUUAUAUUCCAUUUUUUCUUUCAAUUCUUUUAAUUCUUUUAUUUCUUUCUGUUUUCUUUCCGUUUCCUUCCUUAAAUUGAAUAAAUUUUCCUGUUGCUUGAUUCUUUCUUCUUCAUCUUGUGAAAAUGCAUAAUAACCAACACCAUGGGUUCUGGCUUCAUCAAAUAAAAUAUCUUGAUAAUGUAUAUUUACUUUAUCAGUUAAUUUUUUUGUUUGUUCUUCCCAUUUUCUUCUCAUAAUUUCUAUUUCAGGUUCUUUUUCUUCUUGAGUAUAAUUUUGUUCAAUAAUAUUAUUUGUUUUUGGAUCAAUUCCUUUUUUAUUUAUUAUUUGUUGUUUUAUUAAUUGAUCUUUUUCUUGCAUUAAACAUAAAUCUUCACGUAAACAUUUUCUUGUGCGACCAAAACAAUCUUCAUAUUCUACCCAGUCAUCUUCAUUUUCUAAUAUUGCAUCAUUUUCUUCAUCUUUUUGUAAUAAUUCUUCUUCAGAUUCAUCUGAUUUAUUUGUGAAAUCAACAAGAAAAUUUUCAUUGGUAGUUUUAGAUUUUUUUAAUUGGUCAUACAACCUUGCCUUUGCUGUUAACAUUAAUUUUGACUUUUUAUGAGUAUCAAUAUCUUCAAUAUACUCUAAUUUUUUCAAAUUUUCAUUUUUAUGUUCCUCUUCAGUUUUUGAGGAUUUUUUUUUCUGCAAUUUUGGAAUACUAUAAAUUGUUUCUGAUUUUAAUUUUGCUUCAUUUACUUCAUGUUGUUUUUUUAAAAGUUCUGCUUUUAAACCCACAAGAGAUGAAAAAUUUACAUUGAUUUUUUUUGUAUUAUUCAUCAUUGAAUAAAUCUGUUAAAAUAUUAAUAUAAUUCAAUUUCACUUGAAAAUAAUACAAA